AUUUUUCUAAUGCUUUUAUCACAAAUCGACUGAAUCAAUUGAUAUGAUCCGCUGUGAACCAUAAUCUGCAACGUUAUGCAAAUGAUUUGGCAAAAAUAUAAAAACUGCAGUUACAAGUAAAAAUUUAUUUAGUUGGUUAAAAUAAUCCCAAAAUGUUACCUCUUCUGGCAUUACUUGUUUUUUCACUCUUAUCAAAAAAUUCAGCAGAGCAGUGGUUGAUGAAUUACAAGUAUGACACUGAUUCUGCAGAAGAGGGAAACAUGAAUAAUUUCAAAAUUGAUGAUUAUAAUAAUUAUGAUUUUGAUGAUUAUGAGAGCGAUUGGAAUCCGGAGAAUACUGAUUCCUUAGAAAUUCGAGAGAUACUAAAAGGAUACACGAGGACGAAUAAGCAAGGUUGUUCAGAAGAAAUAUCAGAAUUGCACGAUGUUCCUCUAAGAUCCAAUAGGCAUUCAAUAUAUGACGACAUAUAUCCAAAAAAAUACCGCAAUAUAACUUGUGUACCCGCUCAUGAAAAAUCUAACAUGGUGGUGUAUCCUCUUUGCCAUAUGUAUAAUCCAAGGUGUGAAACAGAACAUCGUGAAGUUCGUAUUUUCAAAAAAUAUCCAGGAAAAUCUUGUUGGAAACACAUAGACACCUUUUAUAGGCAAAAUGGAUGCAGAUGUUUUUAGAUUUGGCCCAAUGAAAAAAAUAAAACAAACUAACUAAGAAAUGUAUAUAGGACUGGAUUUUCUUAAUAUUUUUAACACAUUCAAAUUUGUAUGAGUAAAUAAACCUUACUG
Messenger RNA from Tribolium madens (black flour beetle), 779 nucleotides. RefSeq lists its product as uncharacterized. The coding region runs from base 153 to 668 and encodes 171 amino acids. The transcript is spliced from 4 exons. The record is from RefSeq and is a predicted model, not a curated record. Lineage: Eukaryota; Metazoa; Arthropoda; Insecta; Coleoptera; Tenebrionidae.